This is a messenger RNA of Pan troglodytes (chimpanzee), 948 nucleotides long. Its product is annotated as exonuclease GOR-like. Gene Ontology annotation, molecular function: nucleic acid binding; exonuclease activity. NCBI's taxonomy places the organism in Eukaryota, Metazoa, Chordata, Mammalia, Primates, Hominidae. The record is from RefSeq and is a predicted model, not a curated record. The transcript has a single exon. Gene Ontology annotation, cellular component: nucleus. The annotation marks the transcript as partial.
AUGCCGGGCCUCAGCAGGGCCGCCCUGUACAGCCGCCUCCAGGAGUUCCUGCUCAGCCAGGACCAGCUCAAGGAGAACGGCUACCCCUUCCCGCACCCCGAGCGGCCCGGAGGCGCCGUCCUCUUCACUGGCCAGGGGAAGGGGCCCGGCGACUCCUCCUGCAGGGUCUGCUGCCGUUGUGGCACCGAGUACCUGGUGUCCUCCUCGGGCCGCUGUGUACGUGACCAGUUGUGUUAUUAUCACUGGGGGCGGGUCCGCUGCAGCCAGGUGGCUGGAGGCCGGGUUAGCCAGUACACCUGCUGUGCAGCUGCUCCUGGCUCUGUGGGCUGCCAGGUGGCAAAGCAGCACGUGCGGGACGGCCGCAAGGACAGCCUCGAUGGCUUCGUGGAGACCUUCAAGAAAGAGUUGUCCAGAGACGCUUAUCCAGGAAUCUACGCCUUGGACUGUGAGAUGUGCUACACCACGCAUGGCCUAGAGCUGACCCGCGUCACCGUGGUGGACGCCGACAUGCGAGUGGUGUACGACACCUUCGUCAAGCCCGACAACGAGAUCGUGGACUACAACACCAGGUUUUCCGGAGUCACCGAGGCCGACGUCGCCAAGACGAGCAUCACCUUGCCCCAAGUCCAAGCCAUCCUGCUGAGCUUUUUCAGCGCCCAAACCAUCCUCAUCGGGCACAGCCUGGAGAGCGAUCUGCUGGCCCUGAAGCUCAUCCACAGCACCGUGCUGGACACGGCCGUGCUCUUCCCGCACUACCUGGGUUUCCCCUACAAGCGUUCCCUCAGGAAUCUCGCGGCCGACUACCUGGGACAGAUCAUCCAGGACAGCCAGGACGGCCACAACUCCAGCGAGGACGCAAACGCCUGCCUGCAGCUGGUGAUGUGGAAGGUCCGACAGCGCGCCCAGAUCCAGCCACGCCACCGGUCCGCCUCUCCCGCCGCCCUGGCC